This is a messenger RNA of Scaptodrosophila lebanonensis, 3053 nucleotides long. RefSeq names its product RING finger protein 10. The record is from RefSeq and is a predicted model, not a curated record. Gene Ontology annotation, molecular function: metal ion binding; transcription cis-regulatory region binding. Gene Ontology annotation, biological process: positive regulation of transcription by RNA polymerase II. The transcript has 4 exons. Lineage: Eukaryota; Metazoa; Arthropoda; Insecta; Diptera; Drosophilidae. Bases 557 to 2806 code for a protein of 749 amino acids.
AAUUAGUUGCUUUCAAAACAAACUAAAUAAGUUACACAGGACUUGUGACUGUUUAUUUUUCAGAGCGCGUGUUUUUGGCCAUCUAAUUUUGAGCCUCUGUGCAUAUUUUUGCGUUUUUCCCAAAGGUUUCGACUGUCGGCCUUGCCCACGACUGCGCACCAAUACAUACCAAAAAAAGUGAAAAAGUAACAAGCAUAGAAGCGUAGAAAAUAAAGAGAGCGAAUCGGUGUCUAUUCGGCGAUCAAAGUCUCUGAAGAGAUCACUUUAAAAGUACUUAUACAGUACAUUUGCGAUUUUUGCAUUCUGCAUUAAAAAAUUGCAUUGAAAUUUUUUUCGAAAUUUUACGCAAGUAUUAUUUCUGGAUAUUUUGUUGAUAAUCAUGGCUCAGUAAAGAUGAAUCCUCAACGAGUAAAUAUCGCGCAACGCACUCCGUGUGGAGACAAACGCGACAGCAAGCCUGAGACGCAAAUUGCUAGAAAUUUGCAGACAACAUCCCCACCACCCCCUGCAGUCAGCAUACUCACUGAUUCCCUAAACAUUAACAACAACAAUAAUAAUGGACAGCAACAAGAAACAGCAGCAACAAUCUCAUCAUGCCCGAUCUACCAAAUCGUGUGCGCCUGCUGAAGCCAACCGCAAAUCAAGUGAAUUGUAUGCCAAUAAAUCGCGGCACUCGCGUCGUCGUGAACAGAUUCCUACACCACGCAACGAACAACAACAACAGCAACAACAAACAGGCAAGCUACGUCCCAAUGUGGACAAAAGGCCACGUGCACGUGGCGGUGGUAACUAUCAAGGACAAGGCGGCAGUGGCAAUGGGUAUGCCGAUGAAUUGUCCUCUUCCGGUGGCGCUGCAUGCACCGGUGACGAUAACGCUGAUGGCAGCGCCGGACUAGCAGCAUCGGGUGUGAACUACUCUCGUGGUAGCUAUGACUAUGGAAGCAAGAAACAAAAUUUGAAUCACUUGCUAAACUUUCACUGCGUGCCGCGUGAGUCGUCGGACUUUGGCACUGGACAUGGCAUACGAACUCACUACCACCACCACAACCAUCAGGGUGGCGCAUCGCGGAAAAUGCCGCGCUACAACAAGGAGCAGUUUUUGCAGGCAAACUUUCAGUUUGUCAUACGUGCUGGGGCAAAGGCUCAAGUGAAUGGCUCCCCAGACACGCUCAUUGAUUGGAACUUCAUUGAACAGAUUAAUAUACAGACUACAGAGGAGCCUCAAUGUCCCAUCUGCUUGUACCCGCCGGUGGCGGCUCAAUUGACGCGCUGUGGUCACGCGUACUGCUGGCCCUGUCUGCUUCAUUAUCUAUCGUUAAGCGACAAGAGCUGGCGCAAGUGUCCUAUUUGUUAUGAUGCUAUACAUGCGAGCGAUCUGAAGAGCUGCACCAUUGAGCAGCAGCGUGCGAUGAAUGUUAAUGAUCGUAUAACGUUUCAGCUGAUGCAACGACGCAAGGGUUCCAUGUAUAUUGAACACUAUAGCGGCGCCGCAAUGCUCGAAACACAGGAACGCUUUCCUCUACUCAGCUCGUACAAUGAGGUCAAGCGCUACUCCAAGUUUUUGAUUGCGAAAAGACCGGAUAUUGCAGCAAUCAUUGAAAGAGAACGUCGCGAACUAUUGGCCGAAUCAGAUGAGUCGUGCCCAGAGCAUAUUUUCAUACAGCAAGCGCUGUUGACAUUGAACGAACGUCGCGACAAACUGGGCCUAGCUCUGCCUGAACCAAAAGAGGAGGAGGAGGAAGUUGAAGGAAAGCCAGAAAAAGAGCUCGAGAAAGAUUUGCCGAAAACUGUAAGCGACACCAACAGCGCAGACAAUGAGAAUGAUGAGGAUGCUUCUGUCUGCUCUGGAGACGCCUCUAGCAGCACUGGUACCGUUACUGGGACGCUGAGCAACAGCAAAUUCUACUACUUCUACCAGUCGAGCGAUGGACAAAACAUUUAUUUGCAUCCACUCAACGUGAAGAUGCUGCAGGCCUGCUACGGCACCCUGGAUCAGGCACCCUUGCUGAUUGAUGCGCAGAUUUUGCAGAAGGAGCACCACUCCAUGGAUGAGGACCAUCGUCGAAAGUUCACGUGUCUGGGCCAUUUGCCUCUCACAUGCCAAUUCGCAGUCGUGGAGGUGGACUUGCAACCGCCCAUUGUCCCUUGCAGCAUACUCAAGCUUUUUAAGGAGGAUUUGUUGCAUCGCAAGUUGGAAAGGCAGCGCCGCCACCGCGAGGAGUUGAAACGGGAGCAGCACAUCAAUGAUCUUAACGAUCGCCAGAUGGGGAAACUAAUAGCUAGUGCGGCCAAUCUAGAUUUGAGCUCAGCUCAUGAGUUUCCCACGUGCGGCUUUGAUGAGGCAUUGCCUCCACUCGGCAGUGCCUACCCUGUGCCCAUUUCCCAUGACAAGGGCACACAUUACGCUAGCGUGGCUGUGGCCGCCAAUAGUCCCAAGAAGGAGGAACUAUGGCCCGAACUGACAUCAACAGGCUCUCGUAAGAGCCCACCCGAAUUCAACAUUGGCGCCUGGGGACGAGCAGUGCCCCCCACAAAAACGGCAACUCCAGCCGCCUCCGCCACUGUAGCCCAACGUGCCGCAGCCAAUGCGGACAGCGAACUCACCGAUGUGGGUCACUUUGCUUUGGGCGAUGUCCUUGUCGGAGCCUUGGAUCGACAGCAGAAGGCUCAGCAGCGUUCAGGUGGUGCUGGUGGCGCCAAAUCCAAUGCCACUUCUGGCGCCGAUGGGAACAAUAAGAAGCAAAAGAAAGCGAAGCCCAAAAAAAUGGUCCCACUCUUUGCCGUGGGUAUGAAUAGAGCUCCAUAGGUAUAGCUCAACAGCGAUAAUAAAUAACAUUUGAUUUUGGUUCCCUGUUAAGUAAAGCGCCCUGGCCGCGAGAUCAUACAUGAAUUUUUCGUUAUUUACAAAAUACCGUUGGAUGUGUUUUUUCAAUGUAGGGGAUUUGAAAAAUCAUCAAUGCAUUACUUAAUCAAUAAUCAUCAUUAUAUGACUACAUAUAUAACUAUGUUUAUCCAAACUAUAUUAAACAAAUAAAGCGCGUUUGCAAAACAAA